AUGAUCAACAAGGCAUCCGUGGCCAUGCUAGGUGCCCUUGCCGCCCUGCAGGGCGUCUCGGCCCAGAUCAAGCCCGUCGACCAGGCCGUCAAGGACGGCAACCUCGCCAAGCAGGACGUCGAGACGGUCGACGAGAUGUGCGGAAGUCUUAACGGGGACAAGUCAUCGACCAAGCCAUGCACCAUCGAGCAGCACGAGAACGCCAUCCUCGUCGCCUCGGCCAAGACCGUGUCCAAGACGGAUGCGGGCGCCGCCAGGAACUGGUUUAAGCAGUGGGAGAAUAGCAAGCGUCUCCACGAGGCUCGCAAAUGCUGCAUCCAGUGCAAGGUGGACGCUUGGGAGAAGGGGCUUCCGGCCAGCCUGACCCCCAACUUAGCCAAAUGGUGGGUCGACACUUUUUACGACGCUGGGCGAUAUACCAAAGCCUGGGAGGCGGAAAAGUCCGAUUUCACAGCCUUGAUGGAUGAGUGGCAGUGGAGGAACAAGGACGCGCAAAUGCCGCCUCCUACCAACCAGACUGCGGCGGAGGCCCAAUAUGAGCCGGCUAAGCAGUGCGAUGCUCUAAAUGCCGCUGUGGCGACUCCCGUGAAGCCCGAGAUCGCCAACACGACGGUCGAAUUCCAAACGAUGCCCAAGCUCAUCAUGACCAGCUCUCGCUCCUCUGACGAUAAGGAUCUCAACGCAUCGUCCAAAUCCGCCGCCGAGAUGGCGGAUCUCAAAUUCUACUGCCAGCCGCUCUACGUCACCGCCACCUUGCAUGGUGGCCAGAUUAGCGGUGGCGUCUUUGCCGCCCCGGCCGAGCAAGUUGAAGGAUUCACGUCCCGCGUCAAGGUCAACAGUGUUCCACCCCAGGCCAUUUACGAAAAGGGCUGUCAGGUCUGUUCCGGGGCCGCUCCCAAGCGCGUCGCGGUUAUCCUUGGGCAGCCUCUGUCUCACGAUGAGCGCGAGGCAAUGACGAGCCAGAUUUCCAUCCGGGUCGGCGUGUCCGGGCCACGUGACCCCAAUGUGCUCAUGCCCAUGCGAGGCGUUUCAGUCACGAGUCAAGACAGCACCAACCAGCCGCAGGUGAAGACCGAGACCAACCAAGCCGGCACCAGCCAGCCGAAGGCGAAGGCCGGGGCCACGCAAGUCGGCACCAGCCAGCCGCAGGUGAAGGCCGAGGCCAAGCUAGGCGGCGUUUCCGGCCAGCCUUCCGUGUCGACGGUCUCUGCGCAGGUCCAAGGCGAGCAUCCCUAUUGCGAAUAG
Molecule: messenger RNA, 1245 nt
Organism: Hirsutella rhossiliensis
Lineage: Eukaryota; Fungi; Ascomycota; Sordariomycetes; Hypocreales; Ophiocordycipitaceae
Exons: 1
Coding region: 1-1245 (414 amino acids)
Source: RefSeq, a predicted model, not a curated record